AUGGCUGAAUUUACGGCUUCCGCAGAGCCGCCCACAACGCCACCACCGAUUCCUGUUCGAAGUCAACUACGAAACAGCUCAGCAUAUCAGCUCAAACUAUACGCAAUAGUAUCUGAGGCUGUGGAUACUUCUAGCGUACCGGCCUUUCCAUCCCCCCUUUCUGAGGAGACUGAUUGUGGGUUAGCCGACUCACAUCAGAGACGAAUCACUACCGUUGUUCACGAGAAGAGAAUGCGCGAUUAUGCACAUCACCAGAGCUGGCCUGACUGGGAAGUGGUUGACACACAGAGUGAGGAGGACGGAUCAAGUGAGCACUCAUACGAUCAAAGUGUGCAAGGUGAGUGUUGCAUGCGCUUGACCAGGCCAGAGGUAGAUCAUGGUGAUCGACUGGAGCCUUUGCAAUCAGAGCAACCAAGUCAAGGUUCAACAGCACCGGAUGCAAAGGACCAGCAUUCAUCAGAGUAUGACGCGAGUCUGGUGAACGCGGAUACGUUAGCGCGCACAGUACCUGCUCAACAAGGAAGCCACGGCAGAACCAUGACCCACUCAACACCUUUGCACUGUGCUGACAGUCACUUUCCAUCAUCUCACCAGAAUAGCGCAAACAUGGAAUCGAGAGCAUCGGCCAGGCUAGCACAAGGCUUCUCAAGCCCUACAUUGCAAGCAGCCGAGUCUCGAAGGGAUGCCAACAGAGACGAUAGUUCCUCUUUGCCCCUCAGGUCCGCCCCUCUGUCGCUCUUUCCGCCAACAUCUCCAUCGACAGGCAAGCGAGAGUAUGCGCCACUGGGUGCUAAUCUUUCCCGGCCUUCCUGUCCAAUGUCACCCCUGAACAAUGGAAGGGAUAUGUAUGGCAACUAUAUUGCUUCCAAUGCGCAAGAUUAUCUGGCGACACAGUCUGUGUUGACAUCUCCUGACCUACGAAGCGAUGCGCAGGGCCAGGCUUCUGCAAUAACCAACAGUGCUUCACCAGCAGUACGACUACGAGGUGGUGGCUGGAACAACCUGAAGCCAUUGUGGAAGACGGCCAGUGCGCAAAAUCUCCGACAAGAGAGUGAUACAGCGCUACUGAAAACUUCAGUUGAGUACAAGGAAGUCCCUCGAGGUAACAUUGUAGUCAAUGACUCGAGCCUGCGACCUCCGCGUAGUGAGCAUUCGCACUUUUCCGAUGUUCGUUCUGGGAAACAGCCGAUGCCGGGACAUGUACCCGCACAGCCAUUUACUAUUCAUAACAGUCGACAAGAUGAUUAUGUCGGAGGUCAGAACACAGACCAGCGUCUAGGAACGAAGCACUCAGAUAGCACAAGCGGAAGCUCGGAACAUAAAGCUCGUGUCGAUGCGAUACUGCACAAUCACUUCGGACGUCAGCCACCCAUGAAGACAUCAAUACCUGGUCCAUCGCGCCCAAAUGCGAAGGACACUGUCGAGUCAGGAAAGACACGAGAACUUGCUAGUACAAUGUGCAUGCCAGAGACGAUGCCAAGGGAUGAGAAGCGAUGGAACACAAACAGUCUUUCACCGCCGCCCCAAAGCCCACUAUCUCACCCAGCAGGAUAUUGGGAUUCUGAGCUGGAUGCACACGAGACAUCCAGUGAUUCGGACGACGAUAAUCUCGGAGCACCCUCGAUAAUGUCUGCGAACACAGUGGACGAUACAUUGAUUGAUUUGCCAGGGCUCAAGUCCUCCAAUGCAUAUAGAAAGGUUGAGUGCGACAGAGAGAUACGCCGUAUACAAGAACAGCGUCGGCUGCACGAAGAAGCAGAUCGCAGACGCGAAGAGGAGCACAGGCAUGUAAAGGAAGCGCAAAAGCAAGAGCUUAAUCGUAGGACUGGUUUGUCUAAUGACAAUGUUUCUGCAGCAGUGAGGGGGCGACAACUGCAUAGAUAUGACUUUCCGCGGAUGGCAACGGUGGAUGAGCAAUAUCGCCCCAGCACAGCGAUACCUGCAACGCAAUCGCCUCAGCGUAGCACUUUCCCAAUAAAUGGACAUCAAUCUAAGACGAACUGGCAUCAUCAGAACAACACGGUCGGUAACCCUUCUGGUAUAUCACUCCCGAGGGUUAUCACGCCACCUCUCGUCACUAAACGUCAGAACUCUUUCCGAAAUGUUCUUGCCAAGGCAGGAAAGUUUGGACGAUUUCUUUUUUCAGUAUCCUCAACCCCUGAUUUGAAGACGUCCUCAAAGCGCCACCCGCCUGCUGAACAGGUAUACAAAGAAAGGAGGCUUUCGGGUAUGAGUGCAGAUACCAGCGGGUGGCCUAUUAAGGACUCCCCAACCAUGGGAUUUCAUGGAACCACUUCAGCAGCCAAUUUGAAUGAGUUUAGUCCCGAAUUCAGUCCCGAGUUCAGCCCCAAGUUCGAGGGACCAGACACAAUCAAGCACGGCUUUCUGCGCAGCAGUAAGCCGAAGAAGAACAAGUCAGAGCAGAGAACCAAGGAAGAGCUAAAAAAUGGAGGAACAGCAGUCAGGGACUUUGGAUUGAGGAACCCGGAUGAAGUGAGCGGAACGCCGUUCAGCAUGGAUUUACCCCAAACCUCAUUCACAACGUCUAUACAGCCCCGUGAGCUAGGCUAUCCCAGACUUAGAGUGAGAACAGCAACAGACACGCUCAGCAAUACGCAAGUCACAACCCCCUUCGGCGCACCAGCCGCCCGUCCAGCGCACACCAGGUAUGCGAACCCCACUUCCACACAGCCUCCAAGCCUAGGAAGACGACGUGCUAGAAUCUUCACUCCACCAAUGCCUGAAACUAGCCUCGGCCAACUAGACAGCAAUGAAGCAUUUUACACAUGCCUCACUCCUGCAGCUUUAUACCCCAACCUUAGGUUUACCGCAUCUACACGUGAAACUGUCACGGAUAAUAAAGGUGAUAUUCCUAAAUCAUCCAUUUUCCGAUCAAGCUUCGGUUCCGAUUCUGAGGGUGAAAUGAAGAAGAAGUCAAGGCAGAAGAAGAAGAAGGAUAAGAAGGGGGUGAAGGAAGGUGCGUGGAAGAAUGAGGAUAAAGCGUUAGCUAUGGCUACGGCUUUGUAUUUAGUUUAG
Molecule: messenger RNA, 3036 nt
Organism: Pyrenophora tritici-repentis Pt-1C-BFP
Lineage: Eukaryota; Fungi; Ascomycota; Dothideomycetes; Pleosporales; Pleosporaceae
Source: RefSeq, a predicted model, not a curated record